UCCCCGCCGCCGGCUGCGCUCCGCGGGGCCGCUGCCCCUCCGACAAAGGAGGUGGAGAAGCAGAGGCGGGAGGACGGCGAGGAGGAGGAGGGGAGGGGGACGGGGACGCGGCCGCUCCGUCCGGAUGCGGUGAGCCCCCGCUUCGCCCGGCAGCGCGGAGGGAAGCCGAGGAGCAGCCGCGGCGCUCCGCCACCAUGGGCUGCUGCACGGGGCGCUGCACGCUCAUCUUCCUCUGCUCGCUGCAGCUGCUGGCAGCAUUAGAGAGACAGAUCUUCGACUUCCUUGGUUUCCAAUGGGCUCCUAUCCUUGGCAAUUUCUUACAAAUAAUAGUAGUCAUUUUGGGUUUAUUUGGAACCAUCCAGUUUAGGCCUCGAUAUAUAGUUGUGUACACGGUGUGGACUGCCCUCUGGGUCACCUGGAAUGUGUUCAUUAUCUGCUUCUAUUUGGAAGUAGGCGGACUCUCUAAGGAAACUGAUCUCAUGACCUUUAAUAUCUCAAUGCACCGUUCUUGGUGGCGAGAGCACGGGCCUGGCUGCAUACGAAGAGUGGUGCGUCCUUCUUCUCCUGGCAUCCUAGAUGAUUACUCCUAUGUCUCUGUGACAGGCUGCAUAAUCGAUUUCCAGUACCUAGAGGUCAUUCACAGCGCUAUCCAAAUACUCCUCUCUCUGAUUGGAUUUGUGUAUGCCUGUUACGUGAUCAGUAUUUUCAUGGAGGAAGAGGACAGCUUUGAUUUUAUAGGCGGACUUGACACAUACUCCUACCGACAGCCCCCCCAGGAACAUGUUGAGUUAAAGCCUGUAAAGCCUGUAGGUCGAACUAAGUAAUGAACGUUCAGUCAAGACUUCUGCUGUCGUAGCUGAAGAAACAGAUGUCAGAAGAAAAGACCAACCUUGUGACUCAUCAUUCUGGAAGAAACGCAUUGUCCGUUUCUCACGGCGUUUCUCACGGUGGAUUGUUCUUCCCACAGGCUCAGUGUCAUUAUCAGCGUUGUUAUUUGGUAGAUCCUUGUAGAUGACUUGAAUUUUUGAAUGAUUUACUUAUAUGGACACUUGUAAAUUGUAAAUUUUUUCUUUUUUAAUUUUAAUAUUUUUACAACAUUUAAUGUUAAGGCAUGAAAACGAAACCUGUGAAAACUAUGAGAAGGCUGCAUCUUCCUCAAGGAAGUCGGUAUUUUUAACUGAUAGAAUCAUACUGUGCCUGGUAAAAAUCAUGUCAGUGAUUUGGACUCCAAAAAAUACAGCAGGAGUUAAAUCCUAAUGGUGCAAAGGAGCUCAUUUCAGUGCUGUAUUUUGAAAUUCACAGUGUUCAUUGCUUGUUUUGUUUUUUUUUUUUUAACUGCGGUAUGCAGUAGGCGUAGGUCUAUGACUCUACUUGACCAGAUGUUCCAGUACAAACGUACUCAUCUAAUAAUUGCAAUUCAUAUAUGGCUCCUUCUCCUUCUCUUAUCUCUUACUCUGAGCCCAUCAACAGUAGCUGUCUCUGAUUCAAAGAGAAAUAGAAUGACCAUACAAUCUGUGGAUGUCAGUCACUAGAAACCCUUAAUUCCAGGGUUCUUUAGGUGUCUGUGAUUUGCACACUUUUAAACUCUUUUCCUCCCUUCUCCCAGGAAGAAGCCAAGCAUGAAUGUACAGUAUAAGGCACCACCUUCAGCCUUAGAAGCCUCUGGGAAAUAAUUUUGUUCCUUAUUUAGAAGUAAACAAGCAAAUCUGAAUAUGUGUACAAAAAUUUGUAAAGUUAUUUGUAAAUACUUCUAGACAAAGAACAUGUAUGUAACUGUCGUAUUUUGUUUUCUAUUCUGUCACCACUAGCAUAAAGUGAUACACAAAAGCUACUUUCUUUGGGGAACUGGCAAUCUUUUUACCAGAACUCUGUAUUUCUUUCUUCUUGAUUACUGUUUAAAAUACUGUGCACAGUUUUAUACACCAGAGUUACAUCUCUUCACAUAAUGUGCCUCAGCAUCAGUAUAAACUUCAUCAGGACUUGGGGGCCAUUUCCCUUUUUGUGGUUUCUCAUUUUGUGUUUUCUUUGAUGGGAUUGUCAUGAAAAGCAUUCUUUCUGAUAUGCGUGUCUCUGUCUCUCCACUGGAAGCUGAACUAAGGUCCACUAAGUUCUUUCAUAAAUUUCCUGAAUGGUCUUCAGCUAGUAAAUUGCGUUCUAACAGCUUUCAGAUUCUCAGUUUGCAGUCUUUUCUUGAAGCGUGUCUAUCCUAUCUUUUCCAGUCUGAGCAGAUGUGAAAUAGAUGAAGACUUGCUUUGAUUCUUUCCCUUAGUCUGUUUGAGUUAAUUAGUGAUAUGAACCUAAUGAGACUGUUAAUACAAUCUAUCGUUUUUAGGUAGAAAGGCUUCUGUGUUCAUCCACCUGUUUUCCAGUUAGUUGAACCAAAGGCCUCACCAUCUUUGGAGAAAACAUCAACUGAAUGUGGAUUAACCUUCCCUUCCAGUAUGAAGUGUUAAGACAAAAUCAACAGAAACAACUGAAUAGGACUCUUUCUUAGUAUUCUUAGGGCUCAAUAUACCUCAAACAGUAAGUGUUUUUGUGUAAGGUCAGACUGUGCCAACACCAGGAAUGCUGUACAUGAAAAUAAUGCCAUCUGUGAUCGUGUAUUUGAAUGUUUCUCAUAUGCUAUUUUCUCAUAUUUUCUAGACUAUUGCAAAUUACCAGGUUUGUCCUAUCUUGAAGACUUUAUCUAUUUGAAAAAAUAAAUAUUUGUCACAAAGCUAAUAUAAAUGCUGACAGUUUAGAGGCUUCAUGAAGAAGAUUCAGUGUGAAUUUCUUUGUAGUUGCCAUAUUCUAAUAAGGCAAAAAACAUUUUUGUCUACUUGUGUAAAGUUUUCCUUUUGCUUAGAUUAUUUCAUUUAUUUGUAUUAUAUCUUGAACAACGUCAAUGUCUAUUCAGCCAGUGCCUACAGCCUUCUGAGUUUGAGAUGGCUCCAGAAUUUUGGAGACUGGCAAAUCUGAGUGCUGUUCAGAGCCAAAUGGCUUUCAGGAGCUGCCUUGUUUCACCUUUCUCCAUUUCAGAGAGUUCACAGUGUGGGCAUCUAGUACUGAUUCCAAUGAUCAAUGCAGUUCACGUAUGGGCUUUGCAUUUCAGCAUUAACUUAAUGGCAUUAAUUGUUUUGGGUUGGUAGAUAAGAGGCUUUUGACUGAAUCCAGUUCUACCAUGAGGACCAGAGAGGAGAAAAGGGAAGGAGUACUACAUCCUCAUCAUUUGCACACAUUCUCCUUCAGAGCAGAAUGCGCCCUAUUCUGGCAGAGCUUUGGAAGCAUCUAUUUAAUUUUCUACCAAGACAGACAUAUCUGCUGGAUCAUGUUUUACAAAUUUGUCUGGAUAUACCUCUUUCUUGCCUUUCUGUUGAACUUCAGAUUUUCAGCUUAUUGAUGAGGAACCAUGGGCACACCACAAAAAUUCUGCAAAGACAGAACCUGACUGCUUUUCUAUCUAUCUGAUAUAUUGAUCACUUUUUAGCUGGAGAACACUAACUAGCAUAUUACAAGUAAGCUUAAAAUCUUGGAACCCUUACCAGUACAGCAAGUUUCCCAUCUGUCUCAUUUAGCGAACAGAACAACCCUAAUUGAGUGGAAUUUGUCUUCAUUAGAACAAGUGAAAAUGGACACUGCAAUGCCAAGGAAAACUGUCUUUCUUUUCUAAAUUGAGACACACAAAAAAUAGUACCUAGAAAUCUGUAAGUGCUGGGAAAAAAAGAU
Lagopus muta (rock ptarmigan) is the source of this 3705-nucleotide messenger RNA. RefSeq names its product sodium/potassium transporting ATPase interacting 3 (gene NKAIN3). The record is from RefSeq and is a predicted model, not a curated record. Gene Ontology annotation, biological process: regulation of sodium ion transport. Lineage: Eukaryota; Metazoa; Chordata; Aves; Galliformes; Phasianidae. The coding region runs from base 195 to 824 and encodes 209 amino acids. The transcript is spliced from 7 exons.